Molecule: messenger RNA, 846 nt
Organism: Physella acuta
Lineage: Eukaryota; Metazoa; Mollusca; Gastropoda; Physidae
Product: globin
Molecular function (GO): oxygen binding; heme binding
Source: RefSeq, a predicted model, not a curated record
UAGCACCAACUAAAAUCGCACCAGAUACAAAAGAAACAAACAAUACGAUCGCGAACUGAGACAACAGAAAAAGAGUUUAUGAAGACGGUGAUUAUGUCCAGAGCACUGUAGUCUGGAGUCCGCGCAUGACGGCCUGAGGUUUCCUAGAUCACGUGACGCGGGAGAGGCCUCUCAGCAUGGAGGAGCAGUCAGAGAACAGCGAGGACAAGGACAAGACCAUAGAGGACGAUUCCAACGAUGAUGAGCAGUGCAUCGUCACAGGGCUCACCAAGAGACAAAAGCAAGUCCUACUCAACUCAUGGGCCAAACUAAAAGGCAACUCAGAGGAAGACGCCGACAAUCUGGGCCUGGAACUGGUCUUGUGGAUGCUGGAAGAAAUUCCGCACAUGCGAAAGUUGUUCCGGAAAUUCAACGCUAAAAAGAACAACGCGGAGCUGUCCAAGGACCAGAUGUUUGUGGCUCACACUAAGAAGGUCAUCGGCAGUCUGGACACUGCCAUGGGGGUCUUGACCAACUCCGACGAGUUCGCGCUGGUGGCGACAAGUGUCUGCGCGCUUCACGUCAAUCUGAAACCUUCAGUGGGGUCCAAGUAUUUCGAUCCCUUCCACGAGAAGUUCCACCUGUUCAUUGAGAAGCGGCUGUCUCUACCCCCGGACCACGAGGAGGUGCAGCUGUGGACGGACUUCCUGGGGGUGGUGUGUGCGGUCAUCAAGUCGGAGGAGGCCAAACUACCUAAAAAGUCCGGCUGUUGUGUCGUCAUGUAGCUGGCCAACACCACAAGCAACCAUAUAUUUCCGUGUUCAUCUUUUGUCGAUGUCCAUCGACAUUUUAUCAUCUCAAGUUGAU